This is a messenger RNA of Drosophila rhopaloa, 976 nucleotides long. It is a transcript of the gene PGRP-SA, whose product is annotated as peptidoglycan-recognition protein SA. The coding region runs from base 111 to 713 and encodes 200 amino acids. The transcript is spliced from 3 exons. NCBI's taxonomy places the organism in Eukaryota, Metazoa, Arthropoda, Insecta, Diptera, Drosophilidae. Gene Ontology annotation, molecular function: N-acetylmuramoyl-L-alanine amidase activity; peptidoglycan binding; zinc ion binding. The record is from RefSeq and is a predicted model, not a curated record. Gene Ontology annotation, biological process: innate immune response; peptidoglycan catabolic process.
GUAAGCUCUGGAAUAAAUCGUGAAAGCUCGGAUCACUGGCGGUGAUAAAACCUGCUGAUAAGCCAAGCCGCCGAGAGCAGUUCUCAUCCGGCAUUAGAUCUUGGCACACAAUGUUCCCCGCUCGCUUUUGUUCGCUAUUAUUUGUGGUGGUGCUGGCGGUGAUUCUAGUGAUAGUGACCGCCGGAAGGCCGCGACAUCGGCCGGACAAUUGUCCGACCAUCAAGCUGAAGCGCCAAUGGGGCGGUAAACCAUCGCUGGGCCUCCAUUACCAAAUCCGACCCAUCCGCUUCGUAAUCAUCCAUCACACGGUCACCAGCGAGUGCAGCGGAUUGCUCAAGUGCGCCGAGAUUCUUCAGAACAUGCAAAACUAUCAUCAAAAGGAGCUGGAAUACAACGAUAUCAGUUACAACUUCCUGAUUGGCAGUGAUGGCAUUGUUUACGAGGGCACUGGCUGGGGAAUUCGGGGAGCACACACCUAUGGCUACAAUGGCAAUGGCACGGGCAUAGCCUUCAUCGGAAACUUCGUGGAUAAACUUCCAACGGAUGCGGCUCUGCAGGCGGCAAAAGCCCUUCUGGCCUGCGGGGUGCGACAGGGGGAGUUGAGCGAGGAUUACGCUCUGAUCGCAGGUUCCCAGGUGAUCAGCACCCAGAGUCCAGGACUGACGCUUUAUAAUGAGAUCCAGGACUGGCCGCACUGGCUCUCAAAUCCCUGAAAUUUCACUUAAAAAACUUGUCAUAUUUUGGAAAUUUGUUCUGACGGAAAGCUUCGAUAACCGAUUGACGGACAGCUGGGAUGAGAUUACAGUUAUCAAUAAUGGCCUUCCACUACACUUACAUUAAAACAACGGAUUACUCGCGCAUAUUAUCUUAAAUUCCAAUUUAUAUAAAUCGUAAUCUCAUGAAAAGCACUUAUAACGAGUUUUCAUAAACUGACAGUAUAUUAUAGUAAAACAAUUAAAUUCAAUUUAAAACAUUA